Molecule: messenger RNA, 6885 nt
Organism: Cryptosporidium muris RN66
Lineage: Eukaryota; Apicomplexa; Conoidasida; Eucoccidiorida; Cryptosporidiidae
Exons: 1
Coding region: 1-6885 (2294 amino acids)
Source: RefSeq, a predicted model, not a curated record
AUGAAAAGUUUUAUAUAUCAAGAUGUACCAUUGUUAAAUAAGAUAUUUAUGUAUAAAUAUAGAAUAAUGAAUAAAUUUAUAAUAAUAUAUCUCAAAAAUAAUGUAAUUACAAAUUUUUGUAGAUUUUUUUUGGGUAUUAUUACUAUAUUAAGAUUUAUAAUAUAUACUGAGUGUUAUAAAGAUAACUUUGGAAAAUCUUCAUAUUACCCUGAAACAUUAGGAAAUAAUGGUUUAAUACCACAAUAUCAACAAGAAUCUAUUAAUCCAUUUGAUCCAAGGACAUUUAUUCAAUCUCCAGUAUUAGUACCUACUAUUAUACCUAAGACAGAAACAGCAAAAAGACUUGCAGAACAAUUAUUUCAAAUACAAAUAGGUGGGAUUCCAUCAAAUAAUUUAGAAAUAAAUUCUGCAACAAAAUUAGGACUUAGUGAAUUGAGUAAUUCAAUAGUUACAGAUAUGAAGGAUAUUCCAAAAGCAUUUAAAGUAGAUAGUAUUAAUAUUACAAAAAAGAAAGAUAAAAAGAAUAAGAAAUAUAAGAAGAAAAAGAAAUCAUCAGAAAGGAUAUAUAAAGUUCCAGAAAAUAGAUUAGAAGAAUAUUUUUUACCUUUUAAUGUAUCUACAUUAAAAGAUAUUAAAAAACUUGGUGAGGCAACAUAUACGCCUAUACCAAUUAGAGAUUAUUCAGAGGAAUUAUGGGGAGAUGUUAAUUAUAAAAAUUUGGAAAGUUUGAAUAUAAAAUUAUUAGAACCAAGUAGAAAUGGAAUAAAUACAUUUAGAACAUCAGCAGAAUGUUUAAAUCUUUAUGAAGAUGCAUAUCAGGAUAAAAAAAAGAUUAAUCAAUUUAUUGGAUCACCAGAAAUUCUUGUAACACUUGCUAGACAGGCUGCAAUGCAACUUAGAACAACAUUAGGGGUUGAUGAUAUAUUUCUUUUAACUGAAGAUGUUUGUCUUGGAUUAAGAAUGAUUUUAUAUUUAUCUCAUCCAUUAAGAACUAAAGAAAAUUGUUGUAAUUCAUUAAUCGCAGCAACAAGAUAUGAAGAUUAUAUUGAACAAAUAGAUAAAUUGACACCAUCUGAUUUUUUAGAUUCAAAAUUUGGUGAUUUUAUGUAUAUAUGUGGUGAAGUAUUUAAAUUUCCAAAUCCAUCUAUAAGUAAUAGUGGAGUUACAAUAAUAUCUUCAAAAGAUUUAUUUAAUAUGUUUAAUCUUCUUAGUGCUCCAGAUGAUCUUAGGUAUUAUAAUAGACUUCCAUUACCACAUAAAAAAGCAGCACUAAAAGUUCAAUCUAGUUAUUUAAAACAUACUCAAAAGACAAUAAUGUUUGAUUCUGCUGCUGCUGCAAUAUUUUUACUUAAUGAGAUUCAUCCAACUGAUCAUUCUUUAAUGCAAUGUACAGAAAUUCUGAAUGCGUGUCUUAUAAUUCAAAAUAUUGAAGCAAAACCACAGAUUGAUGAAGAUAUUGCAAAAAGAAUUUGUGAAGAUAUUGGCAUAAAGGAUAAUAAUCAAAUUUAUCCAAGAUAUUCAACAAAUGUUUUAUUAUUAGCUCUUAAACGUGCUACUCAUUUAACUAAAGAUAUUGAUGGAGGAUUUUUAGUAUCUACAAAAUUAUCAAGGGAUUCACUUGUUUCAUAUUCUUCAAAAGGAAUACCAGAAAGAGCAUCUGAGGUAAUAAUUUGGUCACAAAUUGGAAAAGUUUUGUCAGAUGGGACAAUAUUGAGUACUUCAAUACCUAUAUGUACAGGUUUAAUGGCAAUAGAAUUAAAUAGAGCAUUAUCAUUAUAUCCCAAUAUUUCUCAAUUUCUAAAAAUAUCAGGUUUAAGUAGAAUAAAAUUAACAGUUGAGGAUAUAUGUAAUAUAGCUAAAGUUGCAAAAUUUUAUAAAAUAGAAUUACAAAACCUUAUACGGCAAAAGAAGAGUAGUGAGUAUGGAUUAAAUGAUAUUUUCCCUUUGGCAAUAUCAAGAAUUUUGAGGAAUUUAAAUUUAGAAGUAUUUUCCUUUUCUGUAUGCAAAAAUAUAUAUAAAGAAUUUUUUGAAGAAGAAGAUAUUAUUUUAAGGAGUGUAAAAGGAUUAACAAAAGAUUUGAGACUUUCCAGUUUUUAUAGUAAACCACCAUUUGAUUAUCCUAAUGGAUUUCCAUUAUCUCAUUGGAAGGUUAAAAAAUAUUCAUUAUCAGAUACAAAUGGAGGAAGUUGGAAGAGUUUAAUUGAUCCAGAUUGUUCUACAUUACCACAUUAUCUCAGAAAUAGAGUAAUUCUUUUUGUUGCAUAUUUAUUAUCAUUUUGGAAAUUUAAAAUGAAUACAGGUACUGAGCAACCAAUAGAUGAUAUAAAAGAUGUUUGUAUUGCUUUUAUUAAUUCUAUUUCAAAUAGUUCCCCUUUAUAUAAAGAAUUAGGUAAACAGUUGCAAGUAUCUUGGUUAAAAGAAGUUUAUCCAGAUGGAACUUCAGAGAACUAUCUUGAAUAUAUUUGGAAGAAUUUUGUAAGAUAUGAACAAUCUAUUUUUCCAAUGGGUGAAGAAUCUGAAGAUGAAUAUAUUCAGCGAAUAUAUCAUAAUUCUUUAAUUCCAGAACCCCUUUAUAAAGAAGAUUGGUUAAAUAUAGAAUUACCAACUCAAUUUGACUUGCCAGAUCUUUUGGAAAGAAUGAAAUUUCAGGUAAUCCCAGUAUCAAUAUUAAGUACAUUAGAUAAAAUUGAACAAAAUAGAAUACAACUUAUAAGAGCAUUUUUAGAAUUAUUUUUUGAAAAUACAUACUUAUUUCCUAUUACAAUAUCUAGUGAAGAGAUAUAUGAAGUUUUGAGUGCACAUUCAAUUCAAAGUGAAGAUACUUUAGAUGUAAUUUUUUAUGAUGUCUUAAGUAAAAAUUUAGAUAGAAAUUGGCUAAAUAUGCCAGUAAUGACUCAUGCAAUCUAUAAAUUGUUGGAAUAUUUAAAAUAUCUUAAACAGGAUGUAUCAAAUCAAAUAGGUAGAGAGGCUACUGAUAAUGAUAUUUUUUCAUCUUCUAGAGCAAUAUUUAUACAUGGUUGUUGGUUAAUAAAAUCACCACAACCAUCUUUUUCAAAGGCUACAGUGCUUCAAAUGAGACAACUUAAGGGAUAUCCUAAAUAUAUACUUAAUAAAGCUCGAUAUAUUCAAGUUUAUUUUCUGAAGGCAUUUGAAAGGAUAUUACAACAUGAACUAAAUUUAAGUAUUGCCGAUGUAAUUAAAGCAUUAAUUAGUAAUCCAGAAGAUAAUGAGUUUGUAAAAACUUUAACACAUUUGCUAAGGAAUGAUCCAGAACAAGAUUUUAUUUAUGAAGAUAUUAUUGAAGAAAUAUACAAAGUAUGUAAAACAUUUAGUUAUUAUCACUAUAAUAUGCGUGGUGCACUUUCAGAUGAGCAGGCAUUUGCUGCAUCAAGAGUUAUUUAUAAACCUAAAAUAGGUUGGGUAUUUCUACCUCCGAAUGUUCCUGAUUUCACUAAGCUCAUACCAAUAAGUCAAAUAUUUAGUUCACAUAAAGAAUCAGAUGAUUCAAAUAAUAUAGUAGAAGCAUAUACAUGGGGGUCACUAUUAAACUAUUUGAAGAAUGAAUCCAUGGAUAUUUGGCGAGUAAAUCGUUCUAUUUCAAUGUGUACAUUUUUUAAUUAUUGGAUUGAGCACUUUUAUCCAAAUAAGAAAAGUGUACCACUUCUUCCUAAGCAAUGUAUUUUAGCUACUAUAGAGAUUCUUAAGAAAAAUAAAAAGACUACUUCUAAUGUAAUUGAGGUAUUUUCUUUGAAACUUGCAAAAAACUGGCUAACAAAUUUAGAAAUAAAAAAUAUGCUUUCUGCUUUUGAAUCUUAUGAAUUAGAACAAAAACCUUUAAAUAUGAAUAAGAAACAAUGGCUUAUUAAUUUAUACAGGAUACCACAAAUCGAAGAACCCAAAGAUACAUCUGAAACAAAUCUAAAAUUACCUAAUCCUCCGAAAUUCGGGGUUUUGGGUAAAUUAACUGAAGAUUUUGGUAUUGUUUCAAAAGUUGAAGUAAAAAUCUCAAUUCCUGGUAGUCUUUAUGAUCAAGAAAUAGAAAAUUUAUCAGGUUUUCUGGAAUCUUUCUCUAAACAUUAUUUACAAAGAUUUGAUCCAGUUCUUAUAACUCAGUUAGAUAAUAUCAAUUUCAAAUUAAUUAUAGAAGAUAAUAUUAAGCGAGGAGUUAACUUAAGUGAAAGCAUAUUUGAUAAUAUUCCAAAAGGUCAUUUUUCUAAAGCUAUUUGUAAUAAAAUAGCAACUGGUUUCUUUGAUUAUAUAAAUAUUAAUUUUGCUUAUAGUAAUGAAGAGACAAUAAUACAAUUAUUUAAAAGAUUUUCGUCACAAAGAGUGAUUACAGAUGAAGGAUACUUACCAUUUGAUAUACCACUUGGGAUAGUUUCUGGAACCUUGGAAGAUAAAUCUCCAUAUAACUCAUUAAGCUUUGAAGUAGUAAAUUUUGCUAGAUUAUUAAUUGCCUAUUUCAAUGAUGAUGCAAUAGACAAAAAUCUCGAUGUAUUAAAAGAAAAAUGUGUUGGAGCUGCUCUUAAAUUAAUGAAUUCUGGAGGGAUCACAUUAGAAACUGCUUUAAAACAAUCUUGUUCUCCCUUGUACAUUUGGUUAACUCCUCAAAUGUUGUCAAUGUUAAUAACUGGAUUCUUAACAUUCUGUGAAAUAAAAUUUGUUUCUUUUCCACAGAAUCAAAUUGAUGGAAGAAGUUUACUAGAUUAUAUUAAUAAAUCAUUUAGAUUCCCCAUUGCAUCAUUCAAUAAGAGUUUAAACACAUGGAUCCUACCUAGUCAAAUUAUUAAUAGUUCUGAAAAAAUAAAUAUAGAAGAUAAAAUGAAAUAUUCAAUUAUGAAAACAAUUGGUGAUAUUGAAGCAGAAACUAAUACAGUGAUAUCUUUCAGUUUUAGUGCUUGUGAUGGUUUAACUGUAUCUCAACUCAAUAGACUUCUUGCUAUGGCCCAUUAUUUCAGAAUUUGCACAUCUGAUUUAGCUGAUGAAACACUUAUUUUUGAUAUGAACAUAUGGUGUUAUGUAGGUCGUCAGAUGAAACUUCAUCAAAUACAUACACUUUCAUCAAUAUUGACUCAUUACUUAAAUUUGGAAAAUUUAAAUAUAAUAAAUACUAAGGUUCUUUUAAAAUCAUUUUUUCACUUGGAAAAAUUAUGGUUAGAUGUUUCUUCAUUAGAAAGUCCAACACAGGCUAUGCAUAAUUUCUAUUCAUCACAUUUCCUAUCUAUUGGAAAAAUUAAUGAAGCUAAACAUAAAAAUACUCUUUUUUGUCCAACACUUAUUACUGAUAAAGAUAUCUCAGAAUUAAAACAAUUACACCAAAGUAGAGAAUUAGUUCAUCGUGGUAUUGCACUUUGUGCAUUUAUUGAGGGAUAUUUAGUAGAAGUUUAUGGGGUAGUUAGUUCAGUAGAGAAAUUUAUUAUUCACAAUGCCUUAGAUAAUAUGCAUCCAAUAUCAGAAACUGAUACUAAAAUUGUCGAUGCGAUAAAAUCAGUAGUUCCUGGGAUAUCUCCACUUGUUAUUGCAGAUAUUAUCUCUGCAUUCCAGGAAUUUGAGAAUAGAUCAGCAACUAAUAUAAAACAGCUAGAAGAAUAUUAUAAAAAUAAGAAUUGUGAAUUUAAAUCUGGUGUAUGGGACUGGAAAUAUUCACCUCAGUAUCCUCAUAGAAAAGUAGAUCCUACAAGUACUUUUGUCACAUUUUCUGGUGCAGAAAUUAACAGAAUGAUAACAUUUUUGGCAUUUUUCAAUGAGUCAUUACUUGGGAAUUUUGAGAAUAAGCUCCUAGGAAUGUCAGUAUCUUUACAAGAGGUAGCAACUCUAUUUAAAAUUAUGGAUCGAAUGGCUAAAAAUUCAGAUCUCCAGAUAAUUUUCUAUGAAAUUUUGAAUGAUACAAAUAAAUUUAAACCAUGGCUAAAAUAUGGAAUAGUUGCAACAAUUAUCAAAAAUUUUCUAAAAUGGGAGAGAUCUAAUAUUGAUCAUAUUUCCACUGAUAUGAGUACAAUAAAACUCCCAAAAGAAGUAGUAGAAAGUAAAUAUGCAAUAGCUGGUGUUGCAAGAAACAACGGAAAAUGGCUCUGGUUAUCCUGGUUGAAACAUUAUGAUUUCAAUAGUAAAUUAGGACAAAUAGCUCCUGCAGUGGAAUUUGCAGAAAUUCAGGAAAACCGUGAUGAAAUAGCUACAUUAUUUGCACAAUAUUUCUUCCAGGAAGUAGGUUCCAUUAUUAUUCCAUUCAGUACUAAAAAAAUCAAACAAAUACUAAGUAUUAAAAUGGAAAAGCAAGAAUUUAUCUUGUAUCAAUUGUUUAUAAAAUCAUGGAGAUUAUAUGAAAGGGAUAUAAUUUUGCUUUGUGAAGAUAAAGUUAACGAAAUUUAUGAAUCUAAAUAUGUUUUUAAUAGUAAUGGCCUUCGCCGGUUUAUUUCACAUUUACCUUAUUUUGGAAAUAUGGAAUAUCAAUAUAAAGAUAGAGAACUUGCUAAGGAAAUUGCCAAAGAUAUGUAUGGAGUGUUUAUUUACAAUAAAUCAGUUAUACAUCGAAUUGAAGCCUUGGAUAUAUUUAUUGGUAUUGGAAUAAAUAAGAUCUUUAAAAAACAAGGGCUCGAACACAGUUUAAAUAGAAUCAAACUAGCUGAAGUAUUUAAAAAUAAACUGCAUAUUACUCUUGAUGAGUUAGAUGAUCAAGUUAUUCAAUCGAUAAGUGAAGAAUUAUAUGAUGGUAAUGAAUAUGAAGCACUAAAAAGACUUAUUCAGGCUUUCACUAAAUUUGAAAGUGAUAUGAUUAAUAAUGGUAUAUCCCUUGAACUCUUAUAUAAAAAAUCUAUAGUUCUUCCUAUAAAAGAUCAAUUCCAAUUUCUUCAUAAUCUUGGUCGCUAUAUGUCAGAAGUAAAAUAA